CGCUGUUACGAGCGGCGCGAGUCGGUUCUUCGUCGGUGCCAGUAGGCUGCUUUGCGAGGUGGUUGGUUAUGUGAAAGUCGCGCAGUGUAUCGGCGAGCACACGGCAGUUCGUUGCGUGAGUGUGCCUGAAUAACGAGAAGCGAAAAGAAGUAGCAGUUGGCCUUAUACCGCCGUCAUCGCCAUUCGACUCCGUGCACUUCGCUGCUGAUUAUCACACGUCGUAACAUAACCUUUUUUUCGCAAAAGAUGAACGCUUCGGAAGGAAUUCACGCGCACAUGGAUCACGGUAUGCACCAUGAAGAUAUGAAUCACGCCAAAAUGGAUCAUGGGAGCAUGAAUCACGGUAAUAUGGACCAUGGUGCCAUGAACCAUGGAAGUAUGGAUCACGGCAAUAUGCAUCAAGUUGCCUCCUCGAUGAGCAACGCAUGUGGCGACAUGGACAUGCAUGGGCAUGGUAUGUCGAUGACUUUUCACACCGGUUUCUGUGAGUCGGUGCUAUUCGACAACUGGAGAAUCACGUCGAUAGGCGGCCUCGUGGGUUCGAUGAUCGGUAUCGUAAUCAUGGCAGCCCUCUACGAAGGCCUCAAAUAUUAUCGAGAAUAUCUAUUCUGGAAAACAUACAACUCCCUGCAGUACAGGAGUGUUACAGUACCUAGCGAAAAGAACGUCGUGGCCGAAGACAAUCGGGUUGUUCAUAUGGUUGGAGAAGUAAUCCAUAAGCAACCGCCAACCAUGCUGUCAUGGAUGCAUUUCUUCCAAACGCUUCUGCAUAUCGUGCAGAUAGUCUUGUCUUACUUCUUGAUGUUGAUCUUCAUGACGUACAACGUUUGGUUAUGCUGUGCCGUAGUGUUGGGUGCUGCCAUCGGUUACUUCCUAUUCGGAUGGAAAAAGUCAGUAAUUGUGGACGUUACUGAACACUGUCAUUAGCAUUUAGUAAAUUACUUCAAUCAGGUCAUUUCGUGCAGACUGCAAUCUGAAGUUACAACGCGUACAUUAUCUGGCAGAAUAUUAGAAAAUUAAGAGCGCUUUCUCGCGUUUCACGUACCAAGAGUGUUUAGAGAAUUGGCCUUUUUUAAAUUUAACAUUACAUAUAGCACAUAGCAAAAAAAAACUUUUCUAGAUUAAGUUUUAGAUUUUCAUUGUCCUUUGUUUUUAUUCUUAGUAUCUUAAUUUUGGUUUUAAUAUCAUUUUUAAAUAAUUUUGCCGCGUGAAACUCUACCGUAAGCGAAUAAGUUUCUAUCAAACAUAGUAAUAUCUCGCUGUUAUUAUGAAAGUAAUACGAGAUAACUUCGCAAAGUCUCAGCUUCCACUGGAUACUUGAAUCUUGGUAUACAAGUAUAAUAUGUCUGAACUUGUAAAUAUUGUUAAGAUAUCGUGUAAGAAACGUGUCGUCGCGUAUGAGUGCACACACUUUCCCAAUUUUAUAUCAUUUUUACUGUCCAUUAUAUCAUUAUAUAAUUUUAUUGCUCUUAUUUUUUAGGGACGCUUAUAUUUAUCGAUAACUUCUUAAUUUUUGGGAAAGAGUGUGCUAUCGCAUCUUAAAUAAACCCAUGUAAAAACAUACCAUUACAAUAUAUUGUUACAAGUUAAGGUAUUAUAACAUGUUGUCAUGUAAAUGAUUGUUAUUUGUAAAAUAUCGCGAAAUAUAGCUUCACCAAAAACACCGAAGAAUAGCAAUGAAAUUUAAACAGAUCGGAAGAGUAUUAUAACUGUGACCUAUUAAUUUCUUUUUUAAAUUCUUGUCUCAUUCUCGUUAUUAUCGUCAGAUCUCAUAUUGAUAUUUUUACGAGAUGUUUGUUUGAUAAGCAGUAAGCAGAAAUAUUUCCUAAGAAGGGUAAAUGACGUUGGCGAGAAUCGAUUUAAACAGGAAUAUAGGCGCUUUUUAAACAAG
Molecule: messenger RNA, 1891 nt
Organism: Odontomachus brunneus
Lineage: Eukaryota; Metazoa; Arthropoda; Insecta; Hymenoptera; Formicidae
Gene: Ctr1A
Product: high affinity copper uptake protein 1
Exons: 5
Coding region: 247-927 (226 amino acids)
Biological process (GO): copper ion transmembrane transport
Cellular component (GO): membrane
Molecular function (GO): copper ion transmembrane transporter activity
Source: RefSeq, a predicted model, not a curated record